This is a messenger RNA of Paramecium octaurelia, 530 nucleotides long. The record is from the annotation of a GenBank genome assembly. NCBI's taxonomy places the organism in Eukaryota, Ciliophora, Oligohymenophorea, Peniculida, Parameciidae.
AUGUUAACUUAUACCUAUAAUCAUGAAUCUACAAACAAUCAUGAGGAAUUAUCCUUAGCUAAUGUAAGUCUUAAAAUAAUUUUUGCAGCAAUAAUUUAUUCUAUAAGCAUUGUCUAGUAUGCCAAUGUAAUUAUAGUAGAAGGAAAAAUCGCUUUAAAUUGAGAAUACAAAAUUAAAAAGUGAAAAUAUAGAACUCUAAUCAUAGCUCAAUAAAGUAGAGAAUAAACAACAGGAAUUAAUAAAUGAAGUAAAUACAUUGCAAUAAUUUUAGAUUUAGGAUCUUAGAUAGUUAGUGAAAAGAGUGUACCAAGAAGGAGAGGUUUAGAUAUAGUAUUAGAAAUAAAAAAAUGUACUAUUUUAUUAAUAAUGCCAAGCAACAAUUAGAAUAUAAAAAUGAAAGUCUAGCAAAGGCUUUGUUCAAUCUAUAAAAUAAUUUAGAAACCUUUGCUUAAUUGAAAAAUUUAUCCAGAUAUAUAGAUGACAAUGAGAUUUCAGAAAAGAGUAUAAUGGAAAAUCCUUAUAUUAAAUGA